AUGGCAACAGCUGCGAAAGUCUCUGUGCCCAACGGACCGGAUACGAAGCAUGGAAACACUUUCUUAUACGUGAAUAUACCUCUACUUGCCGCAGCUACAAGCAUUGUUUGUUUUCGUGUAUGGUGGAGAUGCUUUAAGAAUGGUUACGGCGGCCUGAACAAGGCGGACAUUUGCGUUGUUACAGGAUUGAUAUUUAAUGUUAUUCAAACGACAUGUAUCUCAAUUGCGAUUUUGAAUUGGGGCUUUGGCCACCACGCUCCCUUCCUCGACGCCGAGCAACGCUACUACUCUUUGUUAUAUUUCUUUGUAUUUCAAUGUUUUGUCAAAAACACCGUUGGAAUCACGAAACUUUCGUUUCUUUUUCUCUAUCUCGACAUCUUUCCUCAAAAAAGGUUCAGGGUAAUUUGUUGGGUGCUUAUUGUCCACAUAUCAGCGGGACUGGUCGCUCUCAGCUUCACAACGAUUUUCCAAUGUUCCCCAGUCAAAUAUUCAUGGGAUAAGACUGUGUCCGGAUCUUGUAUAAACAUCAAAGCCUUCUGGUACGGCCAAUCAGGAUGGAAUACGCUGAUGGAUGUUAUCGUCCUAGUUCUACCCAUUCCAGUCAUCCUAAAACUACAGAUGAAUCGCCGAGCCAAGCUCAGUGUAUUGGCAGUAUUUGUGCUUGGCGCCUUUGUAUGUAUAACGAGUAUCGAACGCCUGAUUAGCCUCAACUUCAAUUCCACCUUUAUUCUAGACUUUACUUGGGCGACUGGAACUUCAGUCAUCUGGACUCAGGUGGAGUCAACGGUCGGUGUCAUCUGUGCCUGCGCGCCGUCAUUGAGAAUGCCAUUAAGUCGAUCUAUUCCAGUCUUAUUUGGUUCCUCAAAACAAAAUGAAUCUUAUGAACUGAGUGAUGGCAUCCACUAUGGUAUGGGUCCCCGGUCUGGGAAUUGGAACAGCCAAGCUAGUCGAUCGAAAAGACGUGAUGAAUUUGAAGUUGGCAUUGAUGAUCUAGAAAACUACAAGAGCGAAGGCAGCGAAGAGAGAAUAAUUGGGAUUAAGAAAACCGUUAGCAUUGACAUGACAUUUCAAGAAGGGGCUAGUGAAGCACCUAUGGGAGCCAAUAAUCUCUACCCAGUUGUAUAA
This is a messenger RNA of Trichoderma asperellum CBS 433.97, 1125 nucleotides long. RefSeq lists its product as uncharacterized. The record is from RefSeq and is a predicted model, not a curated record. Lineage: Eukaryota; Fungi; Ascomycota; Sordariomycetes; Hypocreales; Hypocreaceae.